Molecule: messenger RNA, 5280 nt
Organism: Passer domesticus (house sparrow)
Lineage: Eukaryota; Metazoa; Chordata; Aves; Passeriformes; Passeridae
Exons: 22
Coding region: 1915-2685 (256 amino acids)
Source: RefSeq, a predicted model, not a curated record
ACAGCGGCCACAGGGCCAGGGAGCAGCGACGGGGGAACGACAAGGAGCGCCGCUCACCCCCAUGGCGAAUGCGGCUGGUGCUGGAGACAAGUCGGGAACUCACCGCCAUGUUCCCUCAGCGGUAGAUACACCGCAUAGAUCCGCUUUCUAGGCUAGUUUUUUUAAAAAAAUCCUGUUUACAUAUACGUGCAAAUUCCUAUGAGUUAGGGUGGUGUAUUGGAUCACACAGAGGAAGAGAUGUACUGAAAUGUUAUUAUCUCCUAUAGAGAUAAAGGCAUAGGAGAGGAAGCAUUACAGGUUUUCAGUACAAAUGGAAAAAAAAAAAAAAAAGGCCCAAUCCCCUAAUCUUCUGCUUUAGCAAUUGCCAGCUGCCAGGAAUAUAAAAGCAGCAUCACAGCUUCUGUUCAGUGAAAGAGCCGAGGCAGCCGUGUGGGACCGCCACGCGCGGGAGCGCUCCUCAGUUUGGAGCAGCCCAUGAUCCCGUUAUGCAACAUCCGCUUGCGCUGCUCCAGUGCUUUGCAUAGGAGAGGGCCUGCGGAACCAGCGGCUCCGGAGGCGGCAGGGGAAGCUGGUUAUUUAUAAACCUUCACUUUUUUUGUUUCAGUGAGUGAGAUCGCAGUGGGUUUAUUUAAAGAAAUUGUAUGUAGUUAAGCUACAGGAGUUGGUGAACUCACAGCGCCUGCCAGAACGAAAGAUGCGCGUACGGCAUAGAUAAAUACCACGAGAUCUUUUCAUCCUGCAGUCUGUUAAGGCUGUAAAUACUUGCUGUGGUAUAGAUUGUUAGCUUAGGUCUAGGAAUACGCUGCAGUGCGUUUCAGCCACCUGACAGCUGUACGACUCACACAAAAGCUCGAUGUUAAGUCAGAUUGCAGCAUUCACUUUUAAGAGUUACACACAAGUCACAGGAAACUUGAGCCUGACUGAUGGUACUGUCUGUACAUCAACCAGCAAGGUUUGGCAUGAUGUAGAUGCAGAACAAAGUCUGCAUCAAAGUCUCCUUUCUCAAAUGGAAAAAUUGUUUAAAUCAGCAUACCUGUUUGCUUACCAAAAUCCUGCAUACACAAGGAAGGAAUAUUAAAUUUCACAUCCAAACCUUGUUUAACAAUUUACAUUUCAUUGCCUGAGGUUAAGCAGAAACGAGGCACAAAAGCUUACUAAGAAACCACAAACCUAAUUUUCUUUCUGAAAAGUGUCAAGAGCACUAGCCUGAGGUUUCUUUGGGAAAUGCUUUCUAAAAUUGAAUUAUGAGUCUCACUCACAAUUUCUACUAUACAAAACCUUGGAGGCUAGAGGAAAUGUCACCCAAAGGAAAAACAAGUAAAUAAGGUCAGCAUGAAAGCAUCUACCUUUACUUUGAGUCAAGAAGAAAGCAGCAGCUUUUCAAAGUUUUCCACUUUUAAAGAGCUUGACUUUUGCCUCCUACAAUAUUUUGCAUUACAGCAUUGAAACAGAAGUAAGCAUCAAAUAAAUUGUAGUGACCCCCAUUUUAGAUAUGCCAAUACCUCACAAGACAUUUAUCCUGGAAAGAAUGCAAACUGACUAGAAAAAUACUCCUAUACUGACUUAAUGCUAGUGCUAGGUGUCUAAAGCCUAACUCGGAGUGUUUUUACCACUGAAGAUACAGCUCAUGAGCUUUAUUGAUCAAUCAAUUUUUUUUAUUCUUUUCUCCACACGAGCUAUUAAAGAUUCCAAGAGCACCUCUCUUCUAGAACAGCCCACAGUUUGGAAAUCACCCAUGAAAGAAAAAAAAUGCAUAAUCCAGGGAGGAAGAUGCAAAAUGUUCUCCAUCUGAGAAUCCUGGUCUCUUACACUUUCCAGGCAGUCCUGACAAUAUCUUUGGACUUUACUGAACUGUUCCACAAGUGAAAACUGGAUUUCACUUUGUAGAAGCCUUAAUCCAGUGGAGAAUACAACAUGUGGCUAAAGAAGUUGGGAAUCCCUUGCAAGUGCAGGCUGACAAGUGUACAAGAAGCCUUCAAAUCCAUAGUAAGAGUGAUGUAUGUGGGGAGAGUACAAGUUAAUCAGCAGGAUUGGUUGUUGAGCUUCUGUAAGAUCACGGAAGGGUAUAAUUGCAGAAGGUGUGGUGGUGGUUUCACAGGCCCCAGCAAAGUGGGGUGGUGGGGUUUAUACCAGCAGAAAGCCUCUCCUCAGCUAGUUAAGAUCUGUUUCAAGGCAAAUGACACAUUCCAUCCUUCAGGCUGCAUAAGCAGUGCUGGUGUGACAGAAGAAGGACUUCACAUUAGAAAGACUAAUUUUCCUGCUGAAAAUCCAAAGGAUACUGAAUCAACACCACCCAUUUAUCAGCCAUGGUACUUGGCUGGACUUGCUUAUAUUCAUUUUCAUUUUUUGCUUCUGCAAGCAGCUUGCAAGAGCCUGUCCUUCAUAGCCAAUGUUUACUGUUCAGGUGAGCAACACUUCAAACUUUGUGAAGUUUUGUUUGACUGGCAGCUCUCCAAUCAACCAGCACUGUUGGAUAGUCAUGAUAGAAGCAUUAUUCUGAGAAGUUGGAGGCUGCCAACCAUACUACAAGACAGCUUUGGAAGCAGAUUUUAUUCCAUGACUACAGCUGGCCACCCUUCAAGUAUGGUUUUGUCUGCUGUAAGAGACACCAGCAUUCAGAGACUGCUGCAGCUGGGACUUUUUGCGGAUGAUGGUGUAAAAUGUAGAAUAGCAUCUCACAAAUGAGUCAACCAUGCUCCUUUGGGCUGGAGGAAUGCUGACAGCAGUUCAGCUGUAUUAGAAAGACAGUAGCUAGAGGAACUUGAGACAUAACAAGAAAUGGGGCAAAGAAGACCCCGGACUAACUUUGAGGGACUGACCCAAGGAUAAGAAAAAAAACAGAGAGCAGAACUAGAGACCAUCCGGGCUUAACAGGGAGCUUUGAGUGUGCCUAAGAGCAGAUGAAGCAGCAGCACAGAGGACAAGACUCAGAUGCACGACCAUGCCAGUGUCUGGAGCAUUGUCAGGCAGUGCUGGGAUCCCAGGUCUUCCAUACCAAGACGUCAGUGAACUGAAAGGACAGAGUGCUUCCAGAUUCCUGUGCAGAGCUUACUGACAUCAGUAUGGUUUGGAUUCUCAACUGGAGAGUGCAGAACCAAAAGUUCAGGUUGCAACACUGACAGCUGAGGCUCAAAGCCAAAUUAUUGCACCUCUUCAACAGAGACAAGGUCUCGCUUCUCAGGAAACAUACCAACUGAGAUUUUGUUUCAGGGCAAGGCAGCCGUGCUACAUAACAGAUCCUGCAGCCAGUGAGGGAUUGAAUCCAUGGUAUUCAGCAGAGGCAGAAGGGAAAAGAGGAAGAUGGGGCAAUGUCAUAACAUCUGUGGGGACAUCUGUAUGUGAUGGGAACUCCAUAGGCAUGGCAGAGCCAGAAAUUGGGUGUGCCGUAUAAAGUAUGACCCAGUAAUGAAUGAGCUGCCAGACAAAUUGACACAAAAGAAAAAAGCUCUUGUCUUCUUGUAAGUCUGCUUUCUACAUGCUCCCAUUUAUUUUUUGGAAAGAAGAAAUUGAAACAGAAGACAUGCUUUUAAUGCAGUGUCACCAGUGUUGUGUGGUACAGACUUGUUUGAUGACAUGAAGUGACCGGGGAACCCAGGACCCUGUGGGAGGUUGCACAGUUGGCAAGACAGCUCCUGAUAUCCAGUGCAGACAUGAUUCAUCUUCUGUGAAACUGCAGCUGUAUCUGACCUAAGUAUGAUACCCAAAGGAGACCAGGUACAUCUGGCUCAGGAAAUCCUUGUAUUUUGGAGCCUGGAAGGUAAUGAAAAAGUGCUACCAGACAUACAUCCCAAUUCUUUCCACUUCUGUCAUGGAGACUUACAGACACUGCUGGAAAUACUGCCCUGGCCUGGAGGGGUCCUUGGUGGAACCUGGCAUUCCUUGUGAGCCGCAGCUGGUGGAUGCUUUCACUGCUGCAGGGCGAGCACAGCCAGUGGCUCUGCCGUUCCCGAGCAGAUGCAUCAUCAGAAUGGUCACAGACCUGGGGAGCUCUGUUUGACUUCCACAGCAAGGCAGAAGAAAUGGAAUGAUCUUAAAGGAAAUAAAACAGAGCCCUGCCUGCAAAGGGCAGUAUCCAGUGACAGUGGCGAGGGUCAGACACAGCCCAGAGAUCUCUGAUCACGGCUGUAGUGCCAGCUCUGGAUCAGAAGGAUCAAAGGCAUGUGGGCAGACAAAGGCAAGGCAUGGAAGCAAGGGUCAAUGGGAUGGCCUCAAAAAGCUCCUGAAUGAAGCAGGGGCAGGUGUCUCCCUGCAAGACCCACAAGAUUCUUUCUUGAAUAGGUCUCCCUUCAGAGUAGUGUGAAUUUGAGUUAGCUCCUUAUCAGAAAGCUCUCCUUGAGCACAGACCACUGUACUCUGGGGAGGCAAGAGUUUAAACUUCAGGCCCUGAGAGGAAAUAGUGUAAAUAUGCCAGAGGAAAAUAAGAAAAAUAAGACUGAUACGUAUAUCAGACAAAAUCAAUUACCUGAAGACCUGAAAUUGCAGGAAGAAAAGACAAUUACUUUGUGAACCACUACAAUUCAAAAUAACUCAACUUCUUUUUGAAGUAGUGUUAAUCCAUCCAAGUCAACAUAUCGUAAUCUAUUUAUUUAAUUCUCCUGUGUGAAAUUAAUUGCUGGGGAAAAGAGUGAUAUCAACAUUUUAACUGUCCCUUUGAAAGUGUUUUAACAAUAAGAUGUUUUUCAACCAGAAACAAAUAUAAUUCCUCAUGAAUGUGGAAAUUUAAAUUACACUCUUUGGUGUAUCAUUGUAUUACUUUACUUAAAACAGUUAUUAUGCUGCAAGCUUGGUAGGUCUCACCAAAGCUGGUUUGGUUUGAUUUUCUGGGUCGUAUCUCACCACAGCCCUUUGUUUUGAUAAAUUCUUUUGCAAAGAGUGCAGUGAUAUACAACAUACCAUUUUCAAUUUGAAAUAUUUUUCACAAACAGGAGAUUCUGAACAUGUUAAUGAACCAUUUUGAUGUUUGCAACCUUUCUUUUCCUGCUCCUGGGUUUAUUCUAGGUAUUUCUCCUAUGAUGGAUGAUGAAAAAAAAUUCCAAUCUAUUUAGCCUUCAUAAAGGCAACACUUUAACUCCUCAGAAUUCAGGCCGCUAGAUUUUUACUCAGUAUUAAAUAGGGUAUGAACAAGUCAUUUCUGUGAAAUGCCCUCACCUCUUACUGGCUAUUUUAGGUUCACUUAAUGACAAUGCUAAGACAAAGUGUAGCUCAAAAUUUCAGAUAUAUGUAUCUACUAUCUUAAUUAUCUGUAGAGAGAACUUAAAACCAUGUACUUGCAGUACAAAU